ACUCCGUCUCCUUUUUCGCGAUACGAGAGAUCAGAAAGCAGAAGGCUAGUUAUUUGGCGCACGCCAUUUUCCUCCAUCUACCUCUCUUCAAUCUUUCAAGCAAUGGGAGGCGACUGGGUGUACGAGAACAACGGAGGCACAUGCGUCGCGAUCGCGGGCUUGGAUUACUGCGUCGUGGCUGGGGACACGAGGCUUUCCGUUGGCUAUAGCAUCUACACUCGCGAUUACUCCAAGAUCUGCCAGCUAGCAGACAAGUGUGUAUUAGCAUCCUCUGGAUUCCAGGGUGAUAUCAAGGCCUUGCAGAAAAACUUGGCUGCAAAGCACCUGACAUAUCAACAUCAGCACAGUAAACAAAUGAGUUGCCCUGCAAUGGCUCAGCUGCUCUCAAAUACCCUUUACUACAAGCGUUUCUUCCCAUACUAUGCUUUUAAUGUUCUGGGGGGCCUUGACAAUGAAGGGAAGGGUUGUGUGUUCACAUAUGAUGCUGUUGGAUCUUAUGAGAGGGUCGGUUACAGUGCCCAAGGUUCCGGAUCAACGCUCAUCAUGCCAGUGUUGGACAACCAACUGAAAUCUCCGAGUCCUCUCUUACUUCCUGCCAGAGAUGCUGUUACCCCUCUUUCUGAAUCAGAAGCCGUCGAUAUGGUAAAAGAUGUUUUUGCUUCUGCUACUGAAAGGGAUAUAUACACAGGAGAUAAAGUUGAAAUUAUUGUCAUUAAUGCAGCAGGCACACGCCGUGAAUUUAUUGAACUCAGGAAGGACUAGGUUCGCUUCGAUGGUCUGCUGUUAUGCGGAAGCUUCGGAUACUGUUUCAAGGGCCUGGGUCAUGGUGAACUUGUGCUGUCUUGCUUUACUCUCCCAGUAUAAUUUGUUCUAGUAAAAUGGUUCAAUGGGAACACUAACUUAUAUGCUUAGAAAGGGAAAUUUUUGGUUGAUAUGUAUUGACUAAAUGUAUUCCUUUGAAGUUGGGAUUAUUGCAGUUUUUUUAGUUCGUUAAUGCAAAAGUUUCAAGAUGUUUCUCA
Asparagus officinalis (garden asparagus) is the source of this 1019-nucleotide messenger RNA. RefSeq names its product proteasome subunit beta type-1. NCBI's taxonomy places the organism in Eukaryota, Viridiplantae, Streptophyta, Magnoliopsida, Asparagales, Asparagaceae. The transcript has 7 exons. The coding region runs from base 103 to 762 and encodes 219 amino acids. The record is from RefSeq and is a predicted model, not a curated record. Gene Ontology annotation, cellular component: proteasome core complex.